CCCUUUCUGACCUGGCUCGUCCUCAGACACUCGGGCUCAGAGCUGGUGAAUGCUGCAGGAUAAUGGCUUACAACUCCACUGGGGACCUCCACGCUCCAGGGCCGCAGCUGAGUGUGACUGACAUUGUGGUCAUCGCCAUCUAUUUUGCCCUGAACGUGGCCGUGGGUAUAUGGUCUUCUUGUCGAGCCAGCAGGAAUACAGUGAGUGGAUACUUCCUGGCAGGCCGGGACAUGACGUGGUGGCCGAUUGGAGCCUCCCUCUUUGCAAGCAGCGAGGGAUCUGGCCUCUUUGUUGGAUUGGCUGGCUCAGGUGCAGCUGGAGGCCUGGCUGUGGCAGGCUUCGAAUGGAAUGCCACGUAUGUUCUCCUGGCACUGGCGUGGGUGUUUGUGCCCAUUUACAUCUCCUCAGAGAUUGUCACCUUGCCUGAAUACAUUCAGAAGCGCUUUGGAGGCCAGCGCAUCCGCAUGUAUCUAUCCGUCCUCUCCCUGCUGCUGUCUGUCUUUACCAAGAUAUCGAUUGACCUGUACGCUGGGGCACUCUUUGUGCACAUCUGCCUGGGAUGGAAUUUCUACCUCUCUACCACCCUCACGCUCUUCAUCACAGCCUUGUACACAAUCGCAGGGGGUCUGGCCACUGUGAUCUACACGGAUGCCCUGCAGACAGUCAUCAUGGUGGUGGGGGCUGUCAUCCUGGCCAUCAAAGCUUUUGACCAGAUUGGUGGUUACGGACAGCUGGAAGCAGUGUAUGCCCGGGCCAUACCCUCCAGGACCAUUGCCAACACAACCUGCCACCUGCCACGGGCAGACGCCAUGCACAUGUUUCGGGACCCCCAUACUGGAGACCUCCCAUGGACCGGAAUGACCUUCGGCCUAACCAUCAUGGCCACCUGGUACUGGUGCACUGACCAGGUCAUCGUGCAGCGGUCACUGUCUGCCCGGAACCUCAACCAUGCCAAGGCAGGCUCCAUCCUUGCCAGCUACCUCAAGAUGCUGCCCAUGGGUCUGAUGAUCAUGCCAGGCAUGAUCAGCCGUGCACUAUUUCCAGAUGAUGUGGGCUGCGUGGUGCCGUCCGAGUGCCUGCGAGCCUGUGGGGCUGAGAUCGGCUGCUCCAACAUUGCCUACCCCAAGCUGGUCAUGGAGCUGAUGCCCAACGGUCUCCGAGGGCUAAUGAUCGCAGUGAUGAUGGCCGCUCUCAUGUCAUCGCUGACCUCCAUCUUUAAUAGCAGCAGCACGCUCUUUACCAUGGACAUCUGGAGGCGGCUGCGGUCCCGUGCUGGCGAGCGGGAGCUUCUGCUAGUGGGAAGGCUGGUCAUCGUGGUGCUCAUUGGUGUAAGUGUGGCAUGGAUCCCCAUCCUGCAGGGAUCCAACGGUGGACAGCUUUUCAUCUACAUGCAGUCUGUGACCAGCUCCCUGGCCCCCCCAGUGACUGCAGUCUUCAUCCUGGGCAUCUUCUGGAGGCGUGCCAAUGAACAGGGGGCCUUCUGGGGCCUGAUGGCAGGGCUGGUGGUAGGUGCCACCAGGCUAGUCCUGGAAUUCCUGCACCCAGCUCCUCCGUGUGGUGAUCCGGACACCCGGCCAGCCAUCCUCCACAGCAUCCACUACCUGCACUUUGCCAUUGCCCUCUUUUUGCUCACGGGUGCUGUCGUGGCAGCCGGAAGCCUGCUAACUGCAGCCCCCCAGCACAUUCAGAUUGCAAACCUUACCUGGUGGACACUGGCUCAGGACCUGUCCCUGGGAGCCAAAGCAGGUGACAGCCAGACGCCCCAGCGACGCCUUUUCUGGGCUCGUGUGUGUGGCUUCAAUGCUGUCCUCCUCAUGUGCGUCAACAUCUUCUUCUACGCCUACUUUGCCUGAUGCUGCCACUCUGGGCAGGAAAGAGGGAGCCCAGAGUCCUUAAGCCACCCUCUUUCUCUAGAGUGGACACUGGGGCCCAGAGAAGGCCUGACUCCUCUCACAGCUACAGAGCUGGUUGGUGCCCAUUUACUGGCUGAGCCAGAAAAGAAACCCUGAAAAAUUAGGAGGGGAAAUGGGAAAAA
Molecule: messenger RNA, 2035 nt
Organism: Fukomys damarensis (Damara mole-rat)
Lineage: Eukaryota; Metazoa; Chordata; Mammalia; Rodentia; Bathyergidae
Gene: Slc5a10
Product: solute carrier family 5 member 10
Exons: 15
Coding region: 63-1853 (596 amino acids)
Biological process (GO): transmembrane transport
Cellular component (GO): plasma membrane
Molecular function (GO): D-glucose:sodium symporter activity
Source: RefSeq, a predicted model, not a curated record